This is a messenger RNA of Sorex araneus (European shrew), 885 nucleotides long. It is a transcript of the gene CD40, whose product is annotated as CD40 molecule. The transcript has 9 exons. Gene Ontology annotation, cellular component: CD40 receptor complex; external side of plasma membrane. Gene Ontology annotation, molecular function: signaling receptor activity; antigen binding; protein binding. Gene Ontology annotation, biological process: defense response to virus; positive regulation of tyrosine phosphorylation of STAT protein; positive regulation of isotype switching to IgG isotypes. The coding region runs from base 66 to 884 and encodes 272 amino acids. The record is from RefSeq and is a predicted model, not a curated record. NCBI's taxonomy places the organism in Eukaryota, Metazoa, Chordata, Mammalia, Eulipotyphla, Soricidae.
GGGCGGCUGAGUGAGUGGUGGCGGCUCCCACGCGCUCUGCUCCCGCGCGCGAUUCGCACCUCGCCAUGGUCCGUCUGGCACUGCAGAGUCUCUUCUGGGGCUGCCUGCUGACCCCCGUCCUCCCAGAAUCACCCGCUGCAUGCAGAGAGAACCAGUACUCGAUAGACGGCCAGUGCUGUGAUCUGUGCCAGCCAGGAAAGAAGCUGGUGAAGGACUGCUCGGAGGCGGCUGGCACCGAGUGUAUUUCUUGCGGUCAAGAUGAAUUCCUGGGCACUUGGAACAGAGAGCCCCGCUGUCACCAGCACCGCUACUGUGACCACAACCUAGGGCUGCGGGUCCUGAGGGAGGGGACGCCGGAAACGGACACCACCUGCACGUGUGCGGAAGGCCAGCACUGUACCAGCGAGGCCUGUGAGAGCUGUGUCCCACACAGCCCCUGCGCCCCGGGCUCCGGGGUCCGGCAGACGGCUACCGGGACCCAGGACACCGUCUGUGAAGCCUGCCCCGUCGGCUUCUUCUCCAAUGUGUCGUCUGCUUUUGACAAGUGUCGCCCGUGGAGAAGCUGUGAGGCCCUCGGGCUGGUGGAGCUUCGGGCGGGGACAAACGUGACAGACGCUGUCUGUGGUGUCCAGGAUCGGACGAGGACGCUGGUGGCGCUCCCCGUCGUGCUGGCCAUCCUGUGCAUGGCCCUGGUGGUGCCCGCCUGCAUCUGGAAGUGGAGCAAGAAGAAGCCCGAGGAGGGCACCAAGCUUCAGGACCUGCCGACACCCCAGCCCGAGGAGUCCGAGUACCUGUCCCCGGUGCAGGAGACACUGCUCAGGUGCCAGCCUGUGGCCCAGGAGGACGGCAAGGAGAGCCGCGUCUCUGUGCAGGAGAGACUCUGAG